GUAUAGGCUCAACCUCGGUGAUCUGUGGAUUUAGGUUAUGUAUGGUAUAACCCUUAUUCUUACAGUAUAGAAUUAUCACAGAUUACAGAGUAACGUCUGUGAUCUGUGCAUCUAUGGUGUAAACUGUAAACAAUUUAUCUCGCAGAAACACCCCCUGAAUUUGUCUUUAAUUCACAGACUUUAAUUGUCGCGAUGUUUUGGAACCAGCGCGACUUGCCCCAGCCCCCCAUAAGUUCAUUCAAAGCCACCAAUCGCGACUUAGAUUUGAAUAAACUGCGAAAUGCCCUAAAUGAAGGCAUCAAGGAACUUCAGGACAACAUGUUACUGAAGAGCGAAUGGGGGAUUUUGUCCCGAAUACUCUACAGGAUGAAGAUGAAGUUCAGAAGCUCCAAAGACUUCAAAUUGCUGGAGAAAAUCAAUCGUUGUCUAACUCUUUAUUUCCGUCCGAAUAUGGUGCUGCACUUGAAAAACAUACUCGAGUUGGUGCCAGCUCAGUACGACAACGACACCUACUUGCCAACCAAAAACAUGCUCUGUUAUAUCUUGGUUCGGCUUCAAGGUUUGGCCAAACUCAUGGCAACAACUUUCGAAACCGCUACACGUGCGGCCGACCAACUGAAUAGCAGAUGCCGAAUUGGUCAUUUUUGGAAGUUGUUCGUUAUUUUGUUCGCGGUCGUUUCACGAUUGGCAAUUUUAAUCAAAUUCAAUACCAAAUUUCUGUGCAAACUGUAUGGAAAACUGUUGCCGCAUGCCGAACAUUUGGAAAAUCUUGGCGAGAGUUGGCUGCCGCCAGAAGAAGUUUUGCCUCUGGAUUUGAGGAGUUGGCUAGAAGUUCAGUGGGUGUACGAAGAAGAUUUCGUAGAUCUUACAUGCCAAUCAUCAAAUGAUGUAGUGGAUUUCUUUGAUUUGGUCGACGAUGAAGGCGACGACGUGCAGUUUUGCGAUGAGUACGUUUUGCUAGACGAAGAUGAGGAGCUCGGUCUGAACUUCUCUAAACUCCGCAACCUGAAAAAGAGCUUGUUGCCAAACCGAUUGAGAGGAUUCAGUAUUACUGAAGACGACUUGGAGGUCAUCGAACUGGACCGUACCAUUCAGAGACAAGUCUCUGGUACCAUUGUACAUCGUCAAGAAAAAGUUCUCGAACGUGAAGUUGACGAACUUGAAGAUAUUGGCGAAGAAAUAUUGCCAAGCGAAGCACAAAGUAGGGAUACUGACAAUGAUUUAGGGGAGCAAGAAAGCAUCGUAAUCAUUAAUGAGUCGCCUGAACAAAACCGGCCAGCUAAAAAGAAAAAAACGAAGAAGAAGAAACAAACCAGCAGCUCAGUGCAUGGAAAUGCGUUGUCGAAAAAAGAAAGAAAAGCCUUAAAGUUGCAGAACAGUGCAUCACCUGGUACGGGAAAAAAAGACAGACAAAAACAGGAUAAAAUAAAGAAACUUGACAAGCUCACGAAACUUCAGACAAAGAAAAAGAAGAAACUCCUAAAAACACCACAAAACACAUCCAGUUAUAUAAGCUUGAGUCUAGAUGUUGACGUAGUAUAACACGACAAAAAAAGUUAUAAAAUAGUUGAUGUAUUAAAAAACUUUUGCAAAAA
Molecule: messenger RNA, 1595 nt
Organism: Dendroctonus ponderosae (mountain pine beetle)
Lineage: Eukaryota; Metazoa; Arthropoda; Insecta; Coleoptera; Curculionidae
Exons: 5
Coding region: 193-1542 (449 amino acids)
Biological process (GO): positive regulation of Notch signaling pathway
Cellular component (GO): nucleus
Source: RefSeq, a predicted model, not a curated record